UGUUGUUAUAAUUUAUCUGACUGUGACAAUGGAAACAUAUAUUUUGAUCGCUUUAUCGCUUGUAGCCGUUACUCAAGGCUCGCCGGUACCAAACGACACGAUCACGAAGAAUAAAGAUCAAGACCUCUCCGGCUUUUUCAUCCCCGCAGACUCGUGGAAUUCCUUCCAAAACCAACUACAACCAAAAACUAAUCAACCACCAAUAUCAACGCCAAGUUCAAACAACCAGGAACAGAAUGUUAUCAAAUUACCGAACCAGUCUUUAAACACAAACCCAUCUGACACGACAGUCAAUGUCCAAGUAAAUGGUAAGGACAAUAAUGCGCCUAAAACCAACAGCCCCCUAGUAUUAACUCCACAACCUAAUACGAACAACCAACCAAUAAUACUACAAUCUGGACAGGCAGUAAAUCAAGGUACGCAACAAGGACAAUUUGUAUUGAUUCCAAGUGACACUGUCCAGGGAAACCAGCCACAAUCUGGCAAACCGAUUAUCCUUGUGCAACAACCUUCACAAAAUAAUCCGACAGUGGUUCCGCAACAGCCGAGUCAACCGUUAUACUUACAGCCAGGACAAAGCUUCGUUCUACAGAAUGGCCAGGGCGAGAAACCUACUCAAGUCCUGGUUGCAGUUCCUUCUAACAACCAAGGAGGUUAUACCAACGGUCAGCCGAGUGCAAACCAGGGCACAGUUUACACAUUAGUCUUGAACGGUCAAAGUCCCAAUACUAACCAAAAUGGCAAUCUGUAUCCGAGUCAAAAUGGAAAUAUGUACUUAGUUCCUGUGCAGUCAGGAUCUUCUAGUCCGAUUAUUUUAAGACCUGCGAAGUAAUAGAAGAGGUGCUAGUCUACCGCCACUUAGAUGGCUUCUCGGGAAUUUGCGAGCCGAAAAAGCUACGUUUUCACAUACUAAAACUGAAUAUUAUGGUUUAACUACCUACCUAAUAUUCAGUAGUCCACAACAUUACUCCCAACAAUAACAUACGAAUUAUCUUUACAGCUACUCAAUUGUGGUUGAUUAUAAUAAACCAUCUUAACUAUUACCGUCGGAUCCAUAGCAGAAUAAAGUUUAUCUGACGGGCUUAUAGUUACAGAUGACAACUAGAUUGUAAACGGAAUUAUACACCUCUAUUGAAAUAAUGUAAAUAAUAGGUGUAUUCAUAAUAUGCAUACAAGUAAAUAAUUAUAUUGAUUAUAAUAUGUCGAAAAUUACCGAGAUGUUCUGUUUAUUUUGAUAGACUUUAUACUUAGCCCUCAAUUUAGUGCUAAAACAAUUGAAUGCUAUGACAAAAUGUUUAAAUUAUUGUUAACUAUUUAUAUUUUUUAAUAAACAUUGACAAUUUAAAUGAA
Messenger RNA from Manduca sexta (tobacco hornworm), 1350 nucleotides. RefSeq lists its product as uncharacterized. The record is from RefSeq and is a predicted model, not a curated record. Bases 29 to 832 code for a protein of 267 amino acids. Lineage: Eukaryota; Metazoa; Arthropoda; Insecta; Lepidoptera; Sphingidae. The transcript is spliced from 2 exons.